This is a messenger RNA of Eutrema salsugineum, 989 nucleotides long. RefSeq names its product alpha carbonic anhydrase 3. The transcript has 7 exons. The record is from RefSeq and is a predicted model, not a curated record. Gene Ontology annotation, molecular function: zinc ion binding; carbonate dehydratase activity. The coding region runs from base 39 to 842 and encodes 267 amino acids. NCBI's taxonomy places the organism in Eukaryota, Viridiplantae, Streptophyta, Magnoliopsida, Brassicales, Brassicaceae.
ACAAUUUUCUGAGAAGAAAAAGAUUUAAAAAACAAAAGAUGAAAACGAUUAUACUUUUUGUAACAUUUCUUGCUCUUUCUUCUUCAUCUCUAGCAGCCGAUGAGACGGAGACAGAAUUUCAUUACAGAAAAGGAGAAGAAGCCGAUCCCUCGAAAUGGAGUACUAUCAAGAAAGAAUGGAGAAUUUGCGGGACGGGGAAGAGGCAAUCACCAAUCGAUCUUUCUCCAAAAAUAGCUCGCGUAGUUCACAAUUCUACAGAGCUUAUUGAGACAUAUUACAAACCAGUAGUAGCUACUCUUCAGAACCGUGGAUACGACAUCAUGGUUUCAUGGGAAGACGACGCAGGGAAGGUCGUGAUCAAUAAGACCGACUAUAAAUUGGUUCAAAGCCAUUGGCACGCGCCUUCAGAGCAUUUCCUUAAUGGAGAAAGAUUGGCCAUGGAACUUCACAUGGUACAUAAAAGCAAAGAAGGACACUUAGCAGUUAUCGGAGUUCUCUUUAGAGAAGGAAAACCGAAUGCUUUCAUUUCACGGAUAAUGGACAAGAUCAACUCGAUCGCAGACAUACAAGGUGGAAAGGCAAGCAUAGGAAAAAUAGAUCCAAGAGAGUUCGGAUGGGAUCUUACAAAAUUCUAUGAAUAUAGUGGUUCGCUCACGACUCCUCCUUGCACGGAAGAUGUUAUUUGGACCAUCAUCAACAAGGUCGGGACUGUUUCACGUGAGCAGAUUGUUUCUGUAGUGGAUGCUCGUCGCGGGGGUUUUGAGGCGAACGCAAGACCGGCCCAACCGCUGUAUAGACGUACGGUUUAUCUAAAUGAACAGUCCACUCCAUCAGAACACUAAAUUUGUCUACAUUAGGACAAGGCAGCUCCUCCGAGCCCUGAUUUCCAUACAAGGAAAAUUCGAAAAAAUAACACUUUUUUCUUUUCUUUUUAGAACAUAUAUAAAUAUACUUUUGAUUAAAAGUCAGAAACAAAGCAAUUGCGGAUA